CAAAAUCAACUCAUGAUUGCUUCCCCAAUUUUAUAGGCUCUGUUGCCUGUCUUACAUCACUGUCAUUCACUACCCUGAAGAAGCAAACGUAAGUCUUAUCGUGAUAGUCAUGACCGACCAUCAUCGGAACUAGGCAUCAACCGACUAUAACUGAACUGGAAACUUCCCUCCCAGCUAAACUGGAAGUACCAUCGUCCACGCGCCUAACACUUUUAGUCGUGAGAUGGACGGAGUGACGGGCUCAUAGCGCUGACGUCGACAAACGCCCCAGCUCCAGGCCUAUGCUCCGCUAAACACCACCCGCCUCCUUGCAACCUGCAUCUCAUCUCUCUCAUGCUUUUCCUCUUGAGGAUCCGAGCAUCCAUUCCCACUUAAUACUUCCUAUCGCAUAUUAAAAACCGAGCAAUCGCCUUCCUACAUAGACUGCGCCUUCAAACAACUCAUCACUAUAUCCUCCCCCGCCUCACUUGAUCCCACAGGCUGACGACGCCCCCCUGUCGUGCCCCACACUCAACCAAGCGAGCGAGCAAGCAAGCAAGCUGUUGACCUACUAGCCUACGAAUACCUAAUCCACGUACUAUAACCUUGUUGCUCCAUACAGCCACACGCCCAGAGAAGCUUUGAUCCCAGCCUCGGGCAGCGUUUGUCCUGCAAGAGAGCUUCCAGAGGAUCAAUCAUCAGCAAAAAUGGCCGCGCCAUUCAGAGUCAAGGCCAUUUACGAGUACUCAUCGCCUCAUGAGGACGACCUCAACUUUAGUAUCGGCCAGGUCAUCACUGUUACUGAUGAGGAGGACGCCGACUGGUAUGGCGGGGAAUAUGUCGACGACCACGGCGUGAAGCAAGAGGGUAUUUUCCCUCGAAACUUUGUCGAGAAGUUUGAGCCUACCGCACCUCCUCGUCCAGCUCGAACCCGUACUAAGAAAGAGCCCGAACCUGCUCAACCCACCGAAGAUAUCGCUUCUCCCCCACCGCCACCUGUUCAGCAAGAGGCUCCUUCAAUCCCCGCGCCCGAACCUGAGCCCGAGAUCGAAGAAGCCCAUGAACCCGUACAUAAGCAUUCGGCUCCCGAACCGGCUGCCCCGGCCGUCCCGGAGCCUGUUCCUUCAAAGCCCGCCGAACCCGUCCAGGCUACAGCUCCCCCGCCUGUUGCAGUUCCUAAGCCCGAGCCUCCAGCCCCCGCUCCUCAAGCUCCGGCUGCCGCUUCGCCAAAGCCCAAGCCCUCCGGGCCUCCCCCCAAGGCAGAGAAGCCUUCUGCUAGCUCGUUCAAGGAUCGCAUUGCGGCGUUUAACAAGCCCGCAGCGCCUCCUGUUGCGCCCUUUAAGCCAAGUGGUCUGGCUGGCUCAGGUACAGGUUUUAUAAAGAAGCCGUUUGUGGCUCCUCCUCCCAGUCGCAAUGCUUUCAUACCCCCACCGCAGCAGACCCCAACCGCCAAGGUGUAUCGGCGCGACGAGGACCCUGAAAUCAAGGAACGGGAGGCAGAAACCCAAGGACAGGCCGAGAGGGCCGGGCUUGUACCAAGUGAAGGUCAGGGUGGCGAAGAUGAAGAUCAACCUAAGCCUACAAGUUUAAAGGAGCGCAUUGCACUGCUUCAAAAGCAGCAGCAGGAGCAAGCGGCACGACAUGCCGAUGCUGCUGCCAAGAAGGAGAAACCGAAAAAGCCUCAGAAGAAGCGUGAGAGCAUCGGGCAUAUUGAUACCCCGGUUGAGGCGGAGGCUUCACCUCAAGAGCCUCAUGCUCCUCUUGAGCGCAGAGACACCCAGGAUACUGAUGCCAGAACAUCUAUGGACGAGCCACGACAAAAUCGCAUGCCACCACCUCCACGCCGUAGGUCUUCCAAGGGACCUGCCGUGGAACCUGUCCAUGAUGGUAAUGAGGCGGAUAUGUCUGGCGCAGGUGACACAACCGAAGGCAAUGAUGACUUAACGGAGCGGGAUGAUAGUGAUGGUGUGGCUAGGAACGCACCGCGAGCACCUGCAUUGCCUAUACACGCCGGUCCUCCUCCCGAGGCAUCAACAUCAAGAAAGGAGGAUAGCGAGGAAGCGGAAGAGGAAGAGGAAGAGGAGGAGGAGGAGAUGGAUCCUGAAGUCAGGCGUAAAGAGGAGUUACGGGCGAGAAUGGCCAAGAUGAGUGGUGGUAUGGGUUUCCAUGGUAUGUUUGGUGCCCCUAUGCCUGCGCCAGCGCCGCCUCCCAAAAAGAAGAAGGCCCCAAAGCCAGAGCGAACAUCGAUCGACGAAACUGUCGAGGAGGCAUCGCCAACAAGCCAUGCUGCACCACCCGUUCCUACUAUGAUGGCUUUGCCUGGAUUUGGCGGUUCAAGUAAGCCUGAGGAGCCAUCCCGUCCUGAGGAACAUGAACCAGCUGCCCGAGCGCCACCACCUCCUGUGCCGUCUCAGCCGCCCCGAGUUCCAGAGCAUGCAGAGAUGGCAGAGGAGGAGGCAGAGAGUGACAUUACUCCUGCCCCUCACGCUGCACCUACAAUUCCUCCUCGAGAUCCAGCAGGCCCUCCUCCUAUUCCUGGCAGUCGAGGAGCGCCUCCCCCUGUGCCAUCCGAAUCUCGGCCUCCUCCUCCCGCACCUCCCGCCGAUGCGAAGUCUCAGUCCGAAGGAUCCCAGUCGGGCGAUGAGCUCUCUGGUGGCCGUGAUAGCGACCGAGAAGGCCCUGUAGCUGCCGCAAGGUCUCCUCCUAUGGCACCGCCGCCAGUUCAGCCCCCUCACUUGCCUGCGAGAUCGCCACCACUGUCCCCUACCCGCGAGGAGUUCAGUCCUACAUCUCCUAAAUCCAAUGCUAGCAAUAGAUUAAGUCGACUGCCGCCACCUAUUCCUGGAUCUGCACCAGCUCCACCAGCACAGAGUCGGCCACCUCCUCCGCCUCCACCAGGUGGUCUUCGUCGACAGUCCACCCAAGACUCUCAGGCACAACAUACCAGGGGACCUCCUCAGGCUGGCGAAGAAGAAGCUGAGGAACUUACCGAGUAUGAGGGCGAUUACGAUACGGAUAUUGCUUCUUCAGUCCCCCAUAAAGACGCUCUCAAGUCACACGCCCGUGAAUCAAGCCUUGAAGAUAACACUAUUCUAUCGCCAGUCUCCGAUGCUCCUCCUAAACUACCACCCCCUAUUCCCACAGGCACGGCCCCCAGAGCUGUUCCGCCGCCUGUCCCUUCGCAGCCGCCUCCUGAGAAUAAGCGGCAAUCAAUUGAUACACCUCGCGCUGCUCCUCCACCGCCUCCACCUACGGAUAACAAGCGACAGUCUAUUGACGUGCCACGCGCGGCACCUCCCCCUCCCCCUCCUGCAGGUCUACUUCCUCCUCAACCGCCUCAGUCGCCGCGCCUGGAAGAAGACUAUGAUCCCUACAAUUAUUCAGCACCUCCUGGAGGACACGGUUAUGCCCCCAGAACGCCCAAGAUUGAAGAGGAGGGUAUCUUCCCCCAAUCGCCGUCUGUUACUUCUCCGAUAGAUCGAAGAGCUCCCCCUCCUCCAGGUGUGCCUGCAGGUCGCACCUCAGGGCGACAAUCUCUAGACAUUUCGAGGGCUGCUGCCGGAAACAGACGAUCUAUGGAUGUUCACCGACCAUCAAUGUCGAUGGAGUCAGGUUUUAUUGCGAAUGACUUGGACCUGGCUAUCCAGAGUGGCUGGUGGAAGCAAUCUAACCAAGUACCUCCCGUUCUCCAGGGACGUAAAGAUAUUUACUUUGAGGCUGAAGAGUCGACAUCUACCAAUGGCGGCCAACAAACGACGAUAACUCGCGAAAUCUUUAUCUUAUAUCAAGAUUACUCACAAACCUUCUUGACAAUUCGAUACGACCCCUACAAUGCAUCAGAUGUUCAACUUGAGCAACGUCACGAGCCCCCGCCGCGUCCCCUCCGCCAGGAUCAGAUGGAAGAGUUUUAUGAGCGAUUUGGUCGCCACAUCUCGACGGCUGUAGCUGCCAAGAAAGACUCUGUUGUCGCGGACGGCACUCCUCAAGGUCUUGUUCUAGAACUUCUCAAGCCUUAUAAGGAUGCUCUUCCUCCUGUUGGCACUCGUGCCUACGGUGCCCUUGUCUAUUCAAACAUGGCCAAUGCAUCAACUCAACAGAACGACGUGAUCCGUGCUGGCGACAUCAUCACAAUCCGCAACGCCAAGUUCCAAGGCAAGCAUGGUCCUAUGCACGCAAAGUACUCUGCCGAGGUGGGCAAACCGGACCACGUCGCUGUAGUAUCUGAGUGGGAUGGCACCAAGAAGAAGGUGCGCGCAUGGGAGCAAGGCCGCGAGAGCAAGAAAGUCAAGGUAGAGAGCUUCAAGCUUGACGACCUUCGUAGCGGAGAGGUCAAGAUCUGGCGCGUCAUGCCGCGAAGCUGGGUUGGCUGGAACAGCCAGUCCUAGUGCAGCUGGGGAUGGCGUAGCGAUGGCGAUGGCGAUCUCUAGGAAAAGAUGUCCAUGAUGAUGAUGACGACGAAUAAUAGGAUGAGUUCAAGACUGGUAGUUGGGCCGUGGCUGUAUCCUCAGGCGUUGAGUAGUGGGUUCAGGAUUCGAGAGCGUUACAGGAGGAGAAGGAAACGAUGCGCAGCAAGGUGUGUGCUCAGAUAAGAAACUGUAGGACACGAGUGGAACAUGAGAGAUUUAGUUAGUUGUAAAGCAGUUCGAUUCAGUAGGCUAUGUUAGGUAUCGACCAAUGCGUCUUAUCCUGUGUCACCUCUCAGAUUCACUUUCAGCAUCUCACACAUUGAGAAUCCCACGAUUGUCUCUGUUAAACAAAGUCUCGCAUGAAUCCGAGACAUCAUCUAUUUCAGGCACGGCCCGGCCGUCGAUGCAGCGGUUCCACGGCCACGUUUUUAUCUCUUACCGGCUACAACUGAGGCCUUGGAGAGUUACAUUGUAUAAGCGCAAGGAAGUACUGUGUCUUUCGUUACUUCGAUCGACAAGAUCUUCAAAUGGCGGAGAAUUGAGCAUCAAAUCAUACCUUGAAUGACAGUUUGACAGGUGGAUGGUAUUGCAAAAGCGCAUGGCAUGCUACCUAAAAGGGAACCUAACUCGCAUGGGACAGUAUCAGGAAAAAUAAGAUGGUUGGCACGAGGUCUUGGACCUUUGAGAUUUGAAGUUUGUGUAAGCAGGAAAAAUAUGAGUGAACUCAGCGGAUUCCGUGACUAUGGGUGGAGUGAUAAGAUCUGUUAGUCAGGUCACCCCUUCAUGGAAUCGGGAAGAGUAGGGAAAAAGAUUUCAUAGCGACAAACAAGAUACCUUGCACACGGGAUGAGAUAGCAAAACUUAAUGCCCGAUGAAUAAUGCUCAACUUGAACUGCG
This is a messenger RNA of Fusarium odoratissimum NRRL 54006, 5282 nucleotides long. RefSeq lists its product as uncharacterized. The coding region runs from base 687 to 4364 and encodes 1225 amino acids. The record is from RefSeq and is a predicted model, not a curated record. Gene Ontology annotation, biological process: protein transport to vacuole involved in ubiquitin-dependent protein catabolic process via the multivesicular body sorting pathway. Gene Ontology annotation, cellular component: ESCRT-0 complex. The transcript has 3 exons. Gene Ontology annotation, molecular function: protein binding. NCBI's taxonomy places the organism in Eukaryota, Fungi, Ascomycota, Sordariomycetes, Hypocreales, Nectriaceae.